Molecule: messenger RNA, 1402 nt
Organism: Oryza sativa Japonica Group (Japanese rice)
Lineage: Eukaryota; Viridiplantae; Streptophyta; Magnoliopsida; Poales; Poaceae
Product: transcription factor MYB77
Biological process (GO): regulation of DNA-templated transcription
Cellular component (GO): nucleus
Molecular function (GO): RNA polymerase II cis-regulatory region sequence-specific DNA binding; DNA-binding transcription factor activity, RNA polymerase II-specific
Source: RefSeq, a predicted model, not a curated record
ACAUCACUAUUUCUCCAACCCCCAUCGCCACCACCACCACCACCACUCGCGAACUAGACAGAAACCGCAAGAAACCAAACACCUUUUGGCUCCUCCACUAGUAGCAACUACUCGUUGUCGUCGUCGUCGUCGACUCGUCGUGGUAGUAGUAGUCUUCUUCGCGUGACGCCAUGGGAGGAGGAGGAGGAGUUGAGGCGGAUUGCGACAGGAUCAGGGGGCCGUGGAGCCCCGAGGAGGACGAGGCGCUGCGGCGGCUGGUGGAGCGGCACGGCGCGAGGAACUGGACGGCGAUCGGGCGGGAGAUCCCCGGGAGGUCGGGGAAGUCGUGCCGGCUGCGGUGGUGCAACCAGCUCUCGCCGCAGGUGGAGCGGCGGCCGUUCACCGCCGAGGAGGACGCCACCAUCCUCCGCGCACACGCGCGGCUCGGGAACAGGUGGGCCGCCAUCGCGCGCCUCCUCCAGGGCCGCACCGACAACGCCGUGAAGAACCACUGGAACUGCUCCCUCAAGCGCAAGCUCGCCGUCGCCACCACCACCACCACCACCACCACCGGCGCCGCCGCCGCGCCGGGAGUGGUCGCCGAUGCCGCCGAGCUCGUCGAGCGGCCGUGCAAGCGGUUCAGCCCCACGCCGGACAGCCCGUCGGGGUCUGGUUCCGGGUCGGACCGCAGCGACCUCAGCCACGGCGGCGGGUUCGGGCAGAUUUUCCGGCCGGUGGCGAGGACCGGCGCGUUCGAGCCCGUCGACUGCGCCAUCAGCCGGCGGCAGGAGGAGGAUCCCUUCACCUCGCUCUCCCUCUCGCUCCCUGGGACGGAUCAGCGGUUCAACCACGACAGCGCCCACAGCCACUUCCAAGAACUCCCGUCCUCCCCCUCGCCGCCACCACCACCUCCCCCCGCCGCCGCCGCCUCGACGACACAGUACCCGUUCACCCCGGAGUUCGCCGCCGCGAUGCAGGAGAUGAUCCGCGCCGAGGUGCACAAGUACAUGGCGAGCGUCGGCGUCCGCGCCGGGUGCGGCGACGCCGGCGGUGCCGACCUCCACAUGCCGCAGCUGGUGGAGGGCGUCAUGCGCGCCGCCGCGGAGCGCGUCGGGAGGAUGCACUGAUCAAAAACCUAGCGUCCAUUAGAAUCUCUACUAUCGUUUCAACUUUUUUUUUCCUUAAAAAUUUGUUUCCAAAACUGCUGUGAAAACCGAAACAGCAGUCCGAAACGGAAGAACCAAAAAAAAAUGCGAGGAGAGAUGGGAAAGAAAUGUUUCGAGCUACGAAAAAAAACCGAAAAGCUCGGCUACCUAUGUACAGGAAAUGGAAAUGGAAAUGCAAAUGGGGGAAGUGAGUGGUGAAUCAUGCAAAAAAAAAAAAAUCAGAAUUCACCAUUUUUGCUACAACUACUAGUGCUAGC